Molecule: messenger RNA, 2675 nt
Organism: Nycticebus coucang (slow loris)
Lineage: Eukaryota; Metazoa; Chordata; Mammalia; Primates; Lorisidae
Gene: CATSPER1
Product: cation channel sperm associated 1
Exons: 11
Coding region: 1-2592 (863 amino acids)
Biological process (GO): transmembrane transport; spermatogenesis; calcium ion transport
Cellular component (GO): CatSper complex; membrane
Molecular function (GO): voltage-gated calcium channel activity; calcium-activated cation channel activity
Source: RefSeq, a predicted model, not a curated record
AUGGAUCAAACCUCAAUGUCUGAAAACACUCAAAAUAAGGCAAACACCGAUAAUUUGGACAUGUCUCAGCACCAUUCAUCAUCCCCACGUCACAGUCCAGGCCACAGUGGAGCUCACUACCAUCCUGACUCCUCCCACCACAGGGUGGCCCAACAUGAUGGUGAGUCCCGCCAUCAUGGCACACCCCACCAUCACUCUGGAUCUCACCACUCUCCUGAGUUCCAAGACAAUUCCUCCUCCUAUUAUUCCUACCCAUCUCACCACUACGGUGAGGUCCACCAUCAUGGCAGAACCAACAGUCCUACAUCCUCUGGUCCAGGCACUUCUCGUGGCCCUGUUCAGUCCCAGAAGGACUCUUUCAAUGAUGAGCACUACCACAACAGCAGGAUGCAUCACAGUGGCUCCCACCACCAGGAUGGGUCCUACCACCAUACUGAGCCCUACCACCAUGGCAGAUUGAACUACCAUGGUGGGUCCAACCGUCAUGAUGGCCCCCCCCAUCACUUUGGAUCCCAUCACAAUGUGUCCCCCUAUCAUGUUGGAUCCCACCACAGUGGGUCCUCCCACCACAUUGGAUCCCACCACAGUGGGUCCUCCCACCACACUGGAUCCCACCACAGUCGGUCUCCCCACCACAUUGGAUCUCACCAUGGUACGACCACCCCCCAUACUGGAUCCCACCACAGUGAGUACUACCACCAGAGUGAUUCCCACCCACCUGGUGGGUCCCAUUACCAUAGUGGGCCCCACCCCUCAGGUGGAUCUUACCACCACGGUGGGCCCUACUAUCAUGGUGGGCCCCAAAAUCCUCAUGAGGAUUUGCCUCAGCAUUCCUACGGUGGAUUUUACCACCACACCAAGAGUUCCAAUCAUAGUGGACUCCACCAUGAUGUAUCCAUUACUGGUGAAGACUUCCACCAUGGAAGAUACCAUCACCAUGAAGCCCACCACCACAGAAGGCCUCAACGUCAUGGAGAGACUGCUUCCCAUAUUUCCUCUGAGGAGUCAUACAGUCAUGGUCAUAAUGAGCAUCAUCGUGCUGAUUACCACCCCAGUGAGCAACACUAUGGGGAGCAUCCCCACCAAAGAGAACACCACCACAGUGAACAUGCCCACCAAAGAAUCCACCAACACCACAGAGACUACAUCCACUAUGGUGAGCACUCCAGUAGCUUGCAUCCUCCUGAUGACUUACACAGUGAUCACCGAUACAAGGAGUACCAUCAGAGUACAUCCCAACUAUCUGUUCCACACAGCCUUGGUAAGGCUCCCCACAGCUCAGCCAUUUCUUUGAAGCCACCCCGUACAUCUGGUAUGGUACACACUAAGGGCUCUGCCUCCAGCAUGAGUCAGACACACUCUAGAGUUCUCUCGAUUGGCUCCCAGAUCUCCAACAAAGUCCAUCCCCAGGAUACCUCCUCCAAAGACUCAGAAAGCUGGGAUGAAGAAGAUGAGCAAUUUCAAAAGCGCAAAACCAGCCGGAGCCAGCGGGCCCACAAGAAGCUGCGUUCUUCACCCUUCAUCUCUAUGCUGUAUGAAAAAUUAAGCUAUCUCAUCCAGGGCUUCCGGAGAAUGAUCUGGAACCUGACCCACUCCUGGGUCUUUGAAGCCUUCAUCUUCUUCAUCAUCUGCCUCAACACUGUCAUGCUUGUGGCCCAGACCUUUGCUGAAGUGGAGAUCAGGGGGGAAUGGCACUUCUUGGCCUUGGACUGCAUUUUCUUCUGCAUCUACGUAGUGGAAGCUCUGCUCAAGAUCAUUGCCCUGGGCCGCUCAUAUUUUCGUGACUACUGGAAUGAUCUGGACUUCUUAAUCAUGAUCAUGGCCAUGCUGGACUUCCUGCUCAUGCAAUUUAACUCCUCCUCCAUCUAUAACCAAAGCCUCUUCCGGAUCCUCAAGGUCUGCAAGAGCCUGAGGGCACUGAGGGCCAUCCGGGUCCUGCGGAAGUUCAGUAUCCUAACCAGCCUCCAGGAAGUGACAGGGACCCUGGCCCGGACCUUGCCAUCCAUCACAGCCAUCCUCAUCCUCAUGUUUACCUGCCUCUUCCUAUUCUCCGUGGUACUCCGGGCACUGUUCCGAAAAUCUGACCCCAAGCGCUUCCAAAGCAUCUUCACCACCAUAUUCACCCUCUUCACCUUGCUCACCCUGGAUGACUGGUCUCUCAUCUACAUGGACAGCCGAGCUCAAGGAGCCUGGUACAUCAUUCCCAUUCUUAUGAUUUACAUCAUCAUCCAAUACUUCAUCUUCCUCAACCUGGUGAUAGCUGUCCUGGUGGAUAACUUCCAGAUGGCACUGCUCAAAGGCCUAGAGAAAGUGAAGCAGGAGAGGGCUGCCAGGAUCCACGAGAAGCUACUGGAAGACUCGAUAACGGAUCUCAGAAAAGCAGAGCCUGAAGAGGCGAUGAGUGAAGGCACCAUGAGAAAGCAGUUCAUCGAGAAAAAGUUUGGGACCAUGACUGACAAGCAGCAGGAGCUCCUGUUCCACUACCUGCAGCUGGUGGCAGCCGUGGAGAAUCAGCAACAGAAAUUCCGUUCCCAGGCAUCUGUUGCUGAUGAGAUUGUUGAUGCCACAUUUGAGGUAGACCAAGCAGGAUAGGGAGGGUGGCAUGAGGGAGCCUUGGGAUCUUGUGCCCAGAAGUGGCCCCAAGUAACAAUCACAUGGGUGUAUUUGGGAGGGCA